This is a messenger RNA of Ambispora gerdemannii, 353 nucleotides long. The record is from the annotation of a GenBank genome assembly. Lineage: Eukaryota; Fungi; Glomeromycota; Glomeromycetes; Archaeosporales; Ambisporaceae.
AAGAUUUACAAAAACUGGCUUUUCAAGAAAAUGAGGAAGAUAUCAAAGCAAUUAAUUUUGAUCACAGUGAUAUUGAAACAAUUAUUUCUGAUUAUAAUAAUACUGAAGAUAAUGAAAUUGUUUAUUUUACAAAGAACUUGGUAAUUGAUAUAAUUUAUCAUAUGCUUACUCUUAUGAAAUAUCUGCCAACUAGUCAUAAAGGUGUAACAAUAGUUUUUAAUACUCAAGAUUGGAAAAAAACUGAAUCAGCAUUUAAUGAUAUUCAAUAUGCAAUGGGAAAACCUGGUGGUGAAACUGAAGUUUUUUGUUCUGUCUUAAUAUCAAAGUCAAAAAGAAACUUGAAUUUGUUUUAA